UUUGAGAAUGAUGCUAAUAUAUUUUGCAAGGAGAGGAUCAGAGAGCAAGGUUCAGAUGACACAUAUCGGAGCUAAAUCAAUUCUAGGAUUCAAGAUGAGUAUGAAAUGUAAACACAUGAGUGAUAGUAUUGUAAUGAAGCAUAUCGAGGCAAGACGGAGAUCAUUGGAAUUGUGUCCGAACCUCAAGGUUGAAGAGCGGAGUAAUCUUAUUCACCAGGUAGAAGAGGCGGGGAAAUAUCUGAGGAAGAGGUUGAGAAUUAUCCGUCUUUGCUCAGAUAACUCUUGGGGUGCAGGCAAACCACACGUAAUAACUCUUGACAUGCAGGCAAACCACACGUAAUAACUCUUGACUUGCAAGCAAACGACACGUAAUAACUCUUGACGUGAAAGCAAACCACACGUAAUAACUCUUGACGUGCAGGCAAACCACACGUAAUAACUCUUGGUGUGCAUGCAAACCACACGUAAUAACUCUUGACAUGCAGGCAAACCAUACGUAAUAACUCUUGACUUGCAAGCAAACGACACGUAAUAACUCUUAACGUGCAAGCAAACCACACGUAAUAACUCUUGGCGUGCAGGCAAACCACACGUAAUAACUCUUGGUGUGUAUGCAAACCACACGUGAUAACUCUUGCACUGCAGGCAAACCUUGGGGCCCUAAAAACCACACCAGAAAACUGGUUCUCUUUAGAAACAUUUAAGCAAUUAGAUGUUUAAUCUAUGUAUUGUGUUUCCUUAUUAAUGCUUAUCUUUACAUAUCAUGCACUUAUUAAACAAAUGAUUUGUAUCUAGAUAACAAUUCAAA
Messenger RNA from Eurytemora carolleeae, 808 nucleotides. RefSeq lists its product as uncharacterized. The transcript has 3 exons. Lineage: Eukaryota; Metazoa; Arthropoda; Copepoda; Calanoida; Temoridae. The record is from RefSeq and is a predicted model, not a curated record. The coding region runs from base 8 to 340 and encodes 110 amino acids.